Paramacrobiotus metropolitanus is the source of this 769-nucleotide messenger RNA. RefSeq lists its product as uncharacterized. Lineage: Eukaryota; Metazoa; Tardigrada; Eutardigrada; Parachela; Macrobiotidae. Bases 88 to 627 code for a protein of 179 amino acids. The transcript has 3 exons. The record is from RefSeq and is a predicted model, not a curated record.
ACUUCACCGGAAGAUUCAAUUGUGGUAUGCCACCAGGCAGAAGAGGAGGAAUUCGACGCCGACGCGAUAAAAGUGAUAACGUGGAGGAUGUUGAUGCGGGCGGCUAAUACGGAAGGAGAAGAAUAUCAGGAAGUGAUAAUCGGCUCAGUGGAAAACAUUCGACAUUGGACCGAUAACGCGAAGGCGAUGUUUGUUCAAAACAUAUUGGAGAAGUCUUUCGAAAGCCGGCUACGAGAUCGCGCCAAAUAUGUGGAGUUUGUAUGCGGUUUGGCGCGCGAGCGACUCUUUUCGCCCGAGGUUCUAGCGGAUGGUGUGGGGGAGAUUGUGGCGGUGACGGAGAACAUUGUCGCCGAGGUGCCGGACAUGUACACCGUUGUUGUGGAUAUCCUUGGUUCCCUCCUGGCGGACAAGAUUCUGGAUGUGGCGGCUGUGGUUAUCGCCUUGAAUAGAUCCCCGGUUCAUACUCCGAAAUACUACGCUGCUCUACGUCAGUGGCUGGACGCCCAUCUGUCAGCGCAAGAGAAAGAGGAACUGGUCAGUCGGCAACCGAGUGUCGGCUGGGCCAUGCUUGGUCAACCUGGGUGCAGUGUGGACGGAGCUGCGAUGGAGGGCGUUGGAUCUGAAUAGUUAAUGUGCUGGAUGACAUUUUAUUGUGCUUGUUAUUUUUAAUUUUCUGCUGAACAGGUACAGAUACAAGCAUUGAGCAUUCAUAACAUAGAGUUACCAAAGUGGUGUGAUUGUUAUUUUUUUAAAUUUUACGUGAAGAUCA